AUUUUGGUGCUCAAAUUAAUCCAACUCUCGCCAAUUUUGGUGCUCAAGUUAAUCCAACUUCCAUCAAUUUUGGAGUUCAAGUAUCUCCAGAUCCAACAUAUGAAAGUCUUUUAGGGCAGAUUAGUAAGCUUGAAAGUGUUAAUAGGCAAUUAUUAGCCAAAAAUAAAGAGUUAAAAAAAAAGCUUUACAAAAGAUUUACUAACCAACAAGAUC
Messenger RNA from Dentiscutata erythropus, 213 nucleotides. The record is from the annotation of a GenBank genome assembly. Lineage: Eukaryota; Fungi; Glomeromycota; Glomeromycetes; Diversisporales; Gigasporaceae.